AUGUCGGAGCACACCUCCUCCUCGUUCCGGGACAAGGACGACACGGCCAAGUCGCCCGGCGCCCUCGAGACGGGCGUCCAGGAUGCCAACGAAAAGCACCUCGACAUCAUCCAUGGCCACGACGACGGCGAUGGCGCCCAGAUCACGCUGGCGUCGCUGCUGCUCGGCGUCGGCAUCUGCGUCGGCGGCUUCCUCUUUGGCUACGACAUUGGUGUCAUCAGUGGCUGCCUCGUCAUGCCCGACUUUAUCAACCGCUUCGGGGCGCCCGAUCCCAAGAACCCGGGCCUCAACUACCUGCCCGACGAGCACUCGUCGCUCAUCACCUCUCUCCUCUCUGCCGGCACCUUUUUCGGCGCGCUGCUGCAGGCGCCCGUGUCCGACUACGCAGGCCGCAAGGCGAGCAUGCUCGUUUGGGCUGGCUUCUUCACCGUGGGUGCCAUCGUGCAGACGGCCUCGGGCGACAAGUCGCAGUCGGCCAACCUGGCCCAGAUUGUCGCGGGCCGCUUCAUUGCCGGCCUCGGCGUCGGUGCCCUCAGCGGCCUCUGCCCCCUCUACCUCGCCGAGACGGCACCCAAGUCGAUUCGCGGCGCCAUGGUGUCGUGCUACCAGCUGCUGAUCAUCUUUGGCAUCUUUCUCAGCUACGCAAUCUCCUAUGGCACCCACCACAUCGAGACGUCGUCGGCCAGCUGGCGCGUCCCCGUCGGUCUCCAGUGCGCCUGGGGUCUCGGUCUCGUCGCCAUCAUGAUCUUUUUGCCCGAGAGUCCACGCUGGCUCCUCCAGCGCGAGCGGCCCGUCGAGGCACGCAGGAUCAUGGCCAACAUGCGCGGCAUCACGCUCCAGUCACAGCAGCAUAACCCCAUUCCAUCAUCAUCAUCAUCAUCAAAAAAGGGCAUUAAUGACAACGACGGAGCACUGCGCGGCGACGCGGCCAUGGAGGCCGACCUGCAGGAGAUGGUCGAGGGCAUCGAGGCCGAGGCGGCGGCAUUUGCCGGGCGCAACUACAUCACCGCAUACGCCCUCUGCUUUGGCCGCAAGGGCCAGAUGUGGCGCCGGACGCUGACGGGCAUGAUGCUCCAGACGCUCCAGCAGCUCUGCGGCCAGAACUUCUACUACUACUACGGCCCCACCUUUUUCAAGGCCGCCGGCACGCAGCUGGACCCGCUGCUGAUCCAGCUCAUCUUUGGCGCCGUCAGCCUCGCCUGCACCGUGCCGGCGCUCAUCACGAUUGAAAACGUGGGCCGGCGCAAGUCGCUCCUCGUCGGCGCGGCCGCCCAGGCCUUUUGCGCCUACGUCGUCGCCUUUGUCGGCCACUAUGGCCUAGCGCCCGACAAGCAGGCGCCCCAGAAUGCGUCGCAGCGCAACUCGGCAAAUGCAUUCAUUGCCUUUGCCGUCUUGCACCUCGCCGCCUUUUCUGCCCUCUGGGGCCCCACGCCCUGGGUCUACCUCUCCGAGUCGUUUCCCCAGCACCUGCGCGCCAAGUCAAUCAGCCUGGGCAGCGCCGCCAAUUGGUUCUGGAACUUUAUGCUCAGCUACUUUUCCAACAAGAUUGCUGCCAAGUAUGGGCCGUUUAUCAUGCUCAUCUUUGGCUCCGUCAUGAUCUUUGCGGUCCUUUUCGUCUUUUUCGCCGUGCCCGAGGUCAAGGGCCUCACGUUGGAGCAGGUCGAUGAGAUGUACGACGACCGCUCCUGGGCAUCAGCCACCUCGUCAAGCUGAGGCGCGACGCCAGACGUGGGACAGGGCCUCUCCAGUAGCUAGUGUCUCUCUCUCUCUCUCUCUCUCUCUUCUCUCUCAAUGAAAUGAC
Acaromyces ingoldii is the source of this 1801-nucleotide messenger RNA. RefSeq names its product general substrate transporter. Gene Ontology annotation, molecular function: carbohydrate:proton symporter activity. Lineage: Eukaryota; Fungi; Basidiomycota; Exobasidiomycetes; Exobasidiales; Cryptobasidiaceae. Gene Ontology annotation, cellular component: plasma membrane. The transcript is spliced from 3 exons. The record is from RefSeq and is a predicted model, not a curated record. Bases 1 to 1713 code for a protein of 570 amino acids. Gene Ontology annotation, biological process: carbohydrate transport; transmembrane transport.